Messenger RNA from Mauremys reevesii (Reeves's turtle), 618 nucleotides. RefSeq lists its product as uncharacterized. NCBI's taxonomy places the organism in Eukaryota, Metazoa, Chordata, Testudines, Geoemydidae. The transcript has 3 exons. The record is from RefSeq and is a predicted model, not a curated record. The coding region runs from base 7 to 618 and encodes 203 amino acids.
CCUGGCAUGAUAACAGCUCCCGGCGAAGGACAGUUUGCACAGUUAUCUGCAGUGGUUUCUCCUCAAUCUUUGCACGGAGUCCCUGGCCGGGGCGCUGCCGGGCGUGGGCUGAGCCUCGCUAGCGGCUCCCAUCUGGCCCUUCGGUUUAACAGCUUUUCCCUCAAGGCUGUAACCAAGCUCGUGGGCGAGCGCCGGCACUCUGAGGAACGGGUGCUGCUCUACAGGAGGGCAGAGCGUGGGCACCGGCCGGCUGGCUUAGCAAGCCCGAGCCCUGCUCCACCAAGAUCGACUUCAGCCAGGGCGGAGCGGGAGUCCUGCAGCGGGGCUAGAAACCGGCCUGGAACAGCAGCUGGCCUCGCUCCUCAGCCCGAGACGGCAGCAGUUCCUUGGCUUCAGCACGUCAAUCUGCACCUGGCUCCUCAGUGCAAGGCCAGACUCCACCCUGGUGAGUCGGCCCCAAUUUCAGUGGGGUCUGGCCAGGGAUGGGUUCGAGCCAAUGUGCCAGAAGUCAGGCUCCCGGUCGGUCCUGGGGUCUCUACAGGGGUUGGCGAAAAAGGAAGGAGCCUUUUGCAGGUCAGUCACGUGGCACCAACUACACCAGGGGGUACUCAGAGCUAA